Messenger RNA from Haliotis rubra (blacklip abalone), 1513 nucleotides. RefSeq names its product acid-sensing ion channel 1A-like. Gene Ontology annotation, molecular function: sodium channel activity. Lineage: Eukaryota; Metazoa; Mollusca; Gastropoda; Lepetellida; Haliotidae. The transcript is spliced from 10 exons. The coding region runs from base 1 to 1134 and encodes 377 amino acids. The record is from RefSeq and is a predicted model, not a curated record. Gene Ontology annotation, cellular component: membrane. Gene Ontology annotation, biological process: sodium ion transport.
AUGCCCCAUGGAUCAAGGAGGUAUUUCAACUUCAAUGACAGUGAAAUUGCCCAAGUGAAGAAGGCGGGUGACUCCAAGAAUCUCAUGGUCUUAAUGAACACCAAUCAGGAUCACUACACAUUUGUAGCAAACAUGGCAGCAGGGAUUAAGUCCUAUGAGACCAUCAAUGAACCCCCCGCCAAACCCCCGCUGUUUUGUGCUCUUGGACGUCUGAUAGGUCUUCUAGCUCCUGAUCCGGCCGAUUUUAGGCGAUUUCGGACCGUUCUGUAUUUCAACUUCAAUGACAGUGAAAUUGCCCAAGUGAAGAAGGCGGGUGACUCCAAGAAUCUCAUGGUCUUAAUGAACACCAAUCAGGAUCACUACACAUUUGUAGCAAACAUGGCAGCAGGGAUUAAGGUAUUUCUCCAUGAUCCAUCUGUCCACCCAGACGCUGGCUCCACCAUUGUGAUGGUGGCAUCCGGCUUCUCCACAUAUGUCUCCAUGAAAAAAUAUGAGUAUGUCUACCAACCGCUUCCCUACAUGGCGUUUGAUCACGUGGACUGUGUGGACACAACUAGUCCCAAGUUUGUGAAUCCUCUCAAGUACUACUCCCCUUACACCUUUCACCAUUGCGUCAUGGAGUGUGUCCAGACCAAGGCCUUCGACCAGUGUGGAUGUGUCGGACCUUCUGAUCCACGGGGUGGUCCUUUGUGUUCAUUGACCAGAGAGGAUAGUUGUUACAAGCCCAUUCUUGAUGCAGAGUCCAGCAAAGCUAACUUCCUGGAGGGAUGUGGGUGUGUCAGCGAGUGCAAGUUUGACAGUUACACUGCCCAGGUGUCCUCUAGCUCAUUCCCAGCAAAGGUCUGGAUCAACCACCUCCUGAAGACCAGAGGGGCACAGGACAAAGAGGCCAUGACAGAGAACUUCGUGGUACUGAGAGUGUUCUACGACCAGAUGAUGGUGACAACCAUCACACAGCAACCUCAAUACACAGCAGCCUCGCUUUUUUCGAAUAUCGGGGGUCAGAUGUGUCUGUGUCUUGGAGCCAGCAUGCUGACAGUCGCAGAGAUCGCGGAAUUCCUGGUGUUCAUCACCCUCUUCCUCUUGGACAAAUGUAGAGGAAGAAAAGCUCGUAACAGAAUCAGCAACUGGUAGACAAAUUGAAGGCAACAAACAUGAGGAUAACCAUCGAAUAACGAAUCCAGCCAGUCUAAUGGGUCCUCCUCACACUAUUGCAAGACUGAUUACUGACGAAAGGAUAGCUUUGUUUGAAUACAUGUGAUUUCUUUCAGCCUCAGUAAAGGUAGAAUCAGAUCUGUAUUUGUUACAGAUUAGUUUUAAUUCAUCACAAUAGCGUUGUGAACAAUACAUAUACACAGUACACGUUCUGAUUUGCAUUGGUUAUAACCAUGAUCUUUGAUCCUGAUUUUUUUCUUUCAACCUUACCAGUACUAUUUUCUAUUUGGAAUAAUAAUUCAACAUCUUUUGUACAAAUUCCAAAAUGAGUAAAGAUAAUAUUUUCUUGGCAUUUUUA